This is a messenger RNA of Ictalurus furcatus (blue catfish), 4156 nucleotides long. Its product is annotated as RAS guanyl-releasing protein 2-like. The transcript has 17 exons. Gene Ontology annotation, molecular function: calcium ion binding; guanyl-nucleotide exchange factor activity. Lineage: Eukaryota; Metazoa; Chordata; Actinopteri; Siluriformes; Ictaluridae. Gene Ontology annotation, cellular component: plasma membrane. Gene Ontology annotation, biological process: positive regulation of GTPase activity; Ras protein signal transduction. Bases 347 to 2146 code for a protein of 599 amino acids. The record is from RefSeq and is a predicted model, not a curated record.
ACUGCGGAGGACAAACGAAGGCGCAGCUUCCAAAACCCGCAGCAGCAACAGGCACGAGCGGUGUGGACUGAGGCACGGGGUUUGUCACGCUCAUAUUACAUCACUACAAACUCCAACACUAGAACAGUACUCUAGAAGAGGGGCAAUGAGGAAGGCUGGAGUUGUCUUACACGGUUUUCUUUAAUACCCCGUUGAUCUCUGGAGUUUUUCAGUGCACGAGACUGUAACUGGCUUCUCCAAACUUUGGAGAGGAGCAGAGGAAAGAGCGGUGGUCAAAGAGGAAGAAAGAGUGGGGUGGAGGAAGUGAGGGAGAGGGUGAUAAAGAGGAAGAGUGACUGGGAGAGAGAUGGAGUCGCUAUCAGCCGAGUCAGCCACGGUGGAUGAGCUAGUGAAGGCCUGCAUCAAUGCUUUCGAUGACACAGGGAAAUUAAAGGACUUGCCAUUGGUGCGGAUGUUUCUGAUGAUGCACCCCUGGUACCUCCCAUCCACAGACCUGGCCAAGAAACUCCUGCUCAAGUCUCAGGAGGAAGGCUGCACUGCCGAGCUCAGGAGUCGAAUCUGCCACCUCGUCAAGUUCUGGAUCUCAGAGUUUCCUGUCGAGUUCAAUCUUAAUCCGGCUUUGGCUGAACAGAUUCGAGAUCUGAGGGAUCAGCUCAACACCGAGGGCAAUGCUCAGGAGAGUCAGCUCAUCGACGUUGAGAGUGUCCCUUCAUAUAAGUGGAAGCGUCAGGUGACCCAGCGUGUGCCAUCCAUGUCAAAAAAAAGGAAGAUGUCCCUCCUCUUUGAUCACUUGGAUGCCUCUGAACUCGCAGAACAUCUUACCUACCUGGAGUAUAAGUCCUUUUGCAAGAUUCUGUUCCAGGACUAUCACAGCUUCGUGAGACACGGUUGCACGGUGGAUAACCCCAUCCUGGAGCGCUUCAUCAUGCUCUUCAACAGCGUCUCCCAGUGGAUCCAGCUUAUGGUGCUCACCAAGCCCACGGCCCAGCAGCGCGCUUCCGUCAUAACGCACUUCAUACGAGUCGCACAGAAACUGUUGCAGCUGCAGAACUUUAACACCCUCAUGGCGGUAGUUGGAGGCCUCAGUAACAGCUCCAUUUCCAGGCUCAAGGAGACACAGGCCCACAUCAGUAACGACACCAAUAAGAUCUUUAACAGUCUGCUGGAUCUGGUGACAUCGUGUGGGAACUACAGUCAGUACCGGCGGCGCUUCUCGGAGUGUUCAGGUUUCCGGUUCCCAAUCCUGGGCGUUCAUCUGAAGGAUCUGAUCGCGGUGCAUGUGGCUCUACCAGAUUGGACUGAUGAUGAGAAAACGCGUGUGAAUCUGACCAAGACCCAACAGCUCUACUCCAUACUGCAUGAGCUGGCACUGGUCCAGACUACACCGCCCAACAUAGACGCCAACCCCGACCUGCUUAACCUUCUCACGGUAUCACUGGACCAGUAUCAUACAGAAGACGAGAUAUACCAGCUCUCACUACAAAGGGAACCUCGAUGCUCCAAACCAGCUAACUCAAACCCCACCCCCAGCCUUGCAACUAAGCGACUGUCGAUGGUUGAUGAGUGGGCAGCGUCGGUGAAGCCUAAAGCAGAUCCUGCUAUCAUCACCAAACACAUUGAGAAGAUGGUUGAAUCUGUCUUCAAGAAUUUCGACACAGAUGGAGAUGGCUAUAUUUCCCGCGAGGAGUUUGAGAGCAUCAGGAAUAAUUUCCCCUAUCUCAGCAAGUUUGGAGAGCUUGAUACAAACCAGGAUGGGAAGAUCAGCAGGGAGGAGAUGAUAGAUUACUUUAUGAAGGCCAGUUCACUGCUGAACUGCAAGAUGGGCUUCAUACACACGUUUGCAGAGACCACUUAUGUCAAGCCCACCUUUUGUGAACACUGCGCCGGAUUUAUAUGGGGCUUUUAUAAGCAAGGAUACAAGUGCAAAGUGUGUGGUGUGAACUGUCAUAAGGCAUGUCGCUCACGGCUAGCGGUGGAGUGUCGCAAGCGGGCGAAGAGCAUCAGUCAUGAGACUCCGCCCGCCCUUCAGGCUCGCUCUUACAGCUUUCCACCUCCGUCUAACUCGCACUCUAAUCUUCAGGAUACAGUAAUUGCAGAGGAGGACGCAGAGGAACUGAGGGAGGCAGUGUUUGAUGUCCACCUAUAAUCCAGAUUUCUAGCCCUAGCUCUGUAACCAGUGGAAUCUCAAACUCAAAAAUCUUACAUACUUACUACAGGGACUUAUUUCUGUGAAAAUUUCAAGUUUGCAUCUCAUCCAGCACCAGAGAUAAUCAACCCAAAAUUAAUGGAAAUUUUUUUAAAAAAUGGAAUUUCUUGCUGUCAUGUAAAUAUCGGAGGACCAGAGAGUGUGAUUCCCAUCAGUCACUGCACCUCACCUGAUCACACCACAUGACUGUCUGCACCUGAUUCACAUUUGGGGCUAAUGAUCACUUUUAUAUGUCAUGUUUUGCACCUCACACAUUGUCUUGCGUUUGUCUUAUGUUGCCGUUAUGUUGUCUAGUUUCUUAGUCCAUGUUAUUUCUCUCUGCCCAUAGUUCAUGUUUUAUGUAUUUAGUUUAUUGUGUUAGUACUGAUAGUACUUGAUUAAAUUCAUAUCUACACUUGCCUCCAUAAAAAACAAUAACCAGAGGUCUCAAACCUGAAAUGUUCUGCAUGCACACUUAACAAAUUUCUGAGACUUGAACCCUUCCCAUUAUAAAUCGCCCCUAAAAGUAGAUCUGUGAGCAAUCUUGAGCAUUACAUUAGAACUUCAGUUCUAAGUCUAAGGAAGAAGAAUGUGCAAAAGGUUUAUAUAUGUACAUGUAAAUGUUUUUGUUCCAAGGAGCUAGGACCAUCCUGAGCUGAGGUAUUGAGGUUUCCGUAAACAGCUGUAUAACCAAAAUUUGUUGUGUGCCAUGACACAAAGAUGGCCGUCGUGGUUAAACCGAAUAAAAUAAAAAACUAUUUUAAAAAUGGUGGUUUUGCAAUGCCAAUACAUAGAGUUAAUCACUAAAAAGGUUUUUUUUUUUUUUUUAGAAUUUUUUUUUAAAUGGUCAAGCAACCAACUUUACAAUUGUUGUACCACUUGAGAUGGAUUGACCCUUUUAUUUCUGGAUUUUUUCUCUGUUUUUUUUUUACUCUUCUUUAGGCUUAUACAUACAUUCUUCAAAAAGUUAAGUGUCACCUUCAGUGGACUGCAUGCGUUCAAACGAGGAAUUAAUGUCUACUCUAGUGGCUGAUCUGCAGUUAUUCUAUUGAAAUCCUUAGCCAGAAAAUGGCUUUUGAAUAGCUGUCCACUGUAGUGACCACUAUGCAUGAAAGGUUUAAAAGAGCAGGGCUAUUAACUUCAAUAUAAGUGUGACUGAUAUCUUAAGUGUGAAUCUCUUUUGUAAAACUGGCUAAGCAAAUGCCACAGCUAAGCAAUGCAUACACAUUUCUGUGUACUGCAUACUCACUAAACACGUUUAAAAACGUGGUGUUAUGUAUUCAUCAAUCCUGUUCAAUGUUCUCUCUGUUCCAUUCACUCGGUAUCUCUGAGAGUGCUUUGCGUUAAAAUGUAGGUUCAUGUUUUGGAAAUGCAAACUGGCCUAAUGGAUGGAUAAAUCGGUGAAGAAACACAGUCCUCAAUUAACUUCGGCCUUUAAAGCACUCAGUGUUUAUCGUUUCUAAACGCACGUUUAUCUUUCGAGCACUUUAAAUGCAGCUUCUCUGCUAGGGUCCAGGCUUUCAGUAGCUUAUUUUACUUUUUUGCACCCUGGAGCUUGUGCUUUCAUAAGGAUGAUAAUAAAUUCAUUACAGUUUCUUUUUCAACUCUUCAUACUGAUGCCACUGUGGGAUUUAUUUUUUUUUUUUUGGUGACACUUAAAAGGCAGUGUUCACAACACCUACAUAAAUAUGUCAUAACAACGGAUGUAAACCUAGAUGUAUAAUAAUCUAUAAAAACAUUCAUAACAUGUUUGAAUACGUUUAUAAGCCAUACAUUAUAUGUAUUAUCAUUUUUCUUAUAAAAAUGCAUUGCAUUUCCAUAGCAGUGUCGAUUAUGCAUUAUGAACUGUUAUUAUGUUUAAUUAUAGCCGCACAAAUUGUACACAUAUAUUGAACAUUAACACUUUCUGUGUCCUGCGAACACAUUCAUAACCCGUUAGAAUGCAUUCAUAAGUCAUUCAACGUAUUGUCA